Mauremys reevesii (Reeves's turtle) is the source of this 4865-nucleotide messenger RNA. It is a transcript of the gene FAR1, whose product is annotated as fatty acyl-CoA reductase 1. The coding region runs from base 5 to 2020 and encodes 671 amino acids. The record is from RefSeq and is a predicted model, not a curated record. The transcript has 15 exons. Gene Ontology annotation, cellular component: peroxisome. Gene Ontology annotation, biological process: long-chain fatty-acyl-CoA metabolic process. Lineage: Eukaryota; Metazoa; Chordata; Testudines; Geoemydidae. Gene Ontology annotation, molecular function: alcohol-forming very long-chain fatty acyl-CoA reductase (NADP+) activity.
GCCAAUGACAGCGGUUGUUCCAGGUCCUGUUGGGUUUCUGGGAAGCAGGCAGCCGGGGCGGCAGGGUGAGAAGCGACGGGCGGGGCUGGAAGUAGCCGGCUGCCGCUGGGAGCAUCCGACGCGGGGGACGUUCAGGCUCAGCGGGGCUAGCGGCAGCACAACGGUCAUAAUGGUAUCCAUCCCUGAAUACUAUGAAGGAAAGAAUGUCCUCCUCACAGGAGCUACUGGCUUCAUGGGAAAGGUGCUUCUGGAAAAGCUACUGAGGUCCUGCCCUAAAGUGAAAGCAGUUUAUAUAUUGGUGAGACAUAAAGCAGGACAGACGCCUCAAGAACGAAUGGAAGAAAUGAUCAGCUGUAAGCUCUUUGACAGGUUAAGAGAUGAACAGCCCGAAUUUAAAGAGAAAAUAAUAGCAGUUCCUAGUGAACUUACGCAGUCUGAACUGGACCUUAGUGAGCAGGACAAAGAAAAGCUCAUAGACUGCAUUAAUAUUGUAUUCCAUUGUGCUGCUACAGUCAGAUUCAAUGAAACACUGAGAGAUGCUGUUCAGUUAAAUGUGAUUGCCACACAACAGCUCGUCAUCUUGGCCCAGCGAAUGAAGAAUUUGGAGGUGUUCAUGCAUGUUUCAACAGCAUAUGCUUAUUGCAAUCGAAAGCACAUUGAAGAAAUCAUAUAUCCACCCCCUGUUGAUCCCAAGAAACUGAUAGGUUCUUUAGAGUGGAUGGAUGAUGGUCUAGUGAAUGACAUUACUCCAAAACUGAUAGGAGACAGACCUAAUACUUACACAUAUACAAAAGCCUUAGCAGAAUAUGUUGUGCAGCAGGAAGGUGCAAAAUUAAACAUAGCCAUUAUACGGCCGUCAAUUGUUGGUGCCAGCUGGAAGGAGCCUUUCCCUGGAUGGAUUGAUAACUUUAAUGGGCCCAGUGGUCUUUUUAUUGCGGCAGGAAAAGGAAUUCUUCGAACAAUGAGAGCCUCCAACAGUGCAGUUGCAGAUCUUGUUCCAGUAGAUGUAGUUGUCAACACAACACUGGCUGCAGCUUGGUAUUCUGGAGUUAAUAGGUAUAGCAGACCAAGAAACAUCAUGGUGUACAAUUGCACAACAGGUGGCACCAAUCCUUUCCACUGGGGUGAAGUUGCUGAAGUUCCUGUUGACCUCAAAUACCAUGUAAUUUCCACUUUCAAGAGGAAUCCUCUCGAACAGGCCUUCAGACGGCCCAAUGUAAAUCUAACCUCCAAUCACCUUUUAUAUCAUUACUGGAUUGCUGUAAGCCAUAAGGCCCCAGCAUUCCUGUAUGAUAUCUACCUCAGGAUUACUGGAAGAAGCCCAAGAUUUUGCUUGCUUAUUAAGGUCGAGUCAUCUCUAACUAAGAAGAGAUCCUUGAAUUCAAGACUUUUUCACUCCCUGCCAGUAAUGAGAAUGCAUUGUUUGGAGUAUUACCUAAAUUUGAGUUUCAAGAUGAAUCCUUUAGAACAAGCACUAAGGCGCCCCAAUGUUAAUAUCCGUUCCAACCCCCUUUUGCAUCAGUAUUGGACUGCGGUCAGCCAUAUACUACCUGCAUUAUUGCACGAUGUUGUUCUCAGGUUGACAGGUCAGAAACCGUGGAUGAUGAAAACAAUAACCCGUCUUCACAAGGCCAUGAUGUUAAUAGAAUACUUUACAAGCAAUUCUUGGAUUUGGAACACUGAGAAUGUCAAUAUGCUAAUGAACCAACUAAGCCCUGAAGACAAAAAGGUGUUUAAUUUUGAUGUUCGACAGUUACACUGGGCAGAGUACAUGGAGAACUACUGUAUGGGAACUAAGAAAUAUGUACUGAAUGAGGAAAUGUCUGGUCUCCCUGCAGCUAGGAAACACUUGAAGAAGUUAAGGAACAUACGUUAUGGCUUCAAUACAGUCCUUGUGAUCCUGAUCUGGCGUAUCUUUAUUGCAAGAUCACAAAUGGCGAGAAACAUCUGGUACUUCGUGGUUAGUCUGUGUUACAAGUUCCUCUCCUACUUUAGAGCAUCCAGUACUAUGAGAUACUGAAGAGAAGAAUUUUAGCAUUAGGACAUCUAUGCAUAUGGUGGUCUAACUGCACAAAGCCUGUAAAAUGUACUUAGUCAUCUCAUCUUUUGUAAAAACAUGAAAUCAUCUUAGACCUGGAGUGUGAAAUAUACAGUACAGUAUAUGUAAUGUUUAAUUGUGUAUUCCAUGAAAACUUAGAGAAUAAAACAGUUGAAUACUGGAUCAAAUUGACAUUAGACAAAUGUGUUAGCAUUACAAACAAAAAUUUAUCCACAGCAAGUUUAACUCUUUGGCCUGGGCAGAAACAUUUGGAUUAUUGACCAAUAUAACUGUGCAAUUCUGGAAUGCAUUUGAUUGAAAUCUGCCUUAACAAUUAACUUCUGGUUUUAAUAUUUACUGUAAAUAGGCACAUUCAGUAAGAACAAAAUAUUGACUCAGUUUGUAGACCUAUUUAUUUGAGACUCUUCUAGAUUAGUGACUUUUGUGCCCUUACAAGCCCAUAUGAGUGACCGUGGAUCUUUGUAAAUUACUGAUAGCUCCUUAUGUUGUUCUGUUCUUGACUUUUAUCACCUUUCCCUCACUUCCUUCCUCAAAGAUGGUAAGGAUAUGAUGAAGACUCCUUCAUUAAAAGAAAUGCAUCUCUCUUAAUUGAAAGGCUAGUUGUCUGAUCUAGUCUUCAAAAUGCACACACUGAUUAUUUCUGCCCUUAUACACUGUCAUGAAACUCCCAUUAAAGUUAGUGAGAACCAUUUGCGUGUCUGAAAGCAAAAUCAAUCCUUGUAUUGAAAAAAGAAAUAAAAGAAAAGGAACAAUAACCGUGAAAAGAACAGAAAUGCAAGCUGUUGAAUUUCUUCGCCCUAGAUGAUGGCUAGAUCAGGAACACAGAGACAAUAAUUACACACCUAGUUCAAGAAUAACCUCUCCUAGAGGAAUUUCCAUAGUCUUUGCUACUAUUUAUAUUAUUCAUAGAAUAUAUUUUAAGUUCUGGUUGGCUAAAACAAAUUGUAUAUUCUCAGUCAAUAAUGGUUUAGCAAGGUAUGCUAUCUCCCAUAAUCAUAAUCCCAACAAAAUUAUCUUACUAGGUGAAGGAUUGAAGUUAACAUACUUGCAAGAAACACAUUAAAUAAUGAUCCAACACAAACCUGCAUUUCACUGGGGAGGUAGGGAGAAGAGGAAUCCUACACAUCUUAAAUAAAUUAAGAAUUUUUUUUAAGUUUACAAUAUUUAGUAGCAAACUCUUGGCUAAAAUUGAAGAAAUCUAUUUUUCUGCAUGUCUAUUUUGUUUUAGCAGGAGAAAUACGUAUUGACUAACUGCAAGAAACAGCUGAAUUCUAUUUUGAUGUAACACUUAAUGAAUUUCCCUUUAUAUCUCAAUUGCCUACAGUUCUAUUUUAAAACAUUUUUAACAUUGCUUUUAUUUGACACACUGACCUGCACACCUACAUGAUAUGUUCUCAUUAAAAUGAUCAGUUUAUGCUGUACUUAAAUCCAGUAUGUGUUUUUGAAUAUGCCUGGAAAGGGAAAUUUUGAAUUAAUCAUACAAAAAUUACAUACAUAUAUGCAUAUUUGUUUUCUUUUCCCAUUUGAAGUAAAUGUGCAAUGAGCUUAUUUUGCUGUUCUUGUGGAAAGCUAACUUGAAAGGAAAACACUUUAUUUCACGUGGGUGUAUAUCUAAUUUUGGAAAGAGAACAGCUUCCUUUGUUGAAGCUAAAUACUCUGUAGUAAGUACUUAAAACCUUGCCUCCUUUUAAAGAUUCUUGUGUGUAUAUUCUUUACAGUGAUACAAAACUAUAAUGGUUUAGGACCAUACCAUGAAGUGUGAGAGACCUCUGACAAUGGUUGAAACUACAAUAAAUUCUGGCUUUUGUGAUUCAGAGUGUUACACUUAACUGUAAUAUUCCUAAUGUAUUUGUCAUAGCUGCCUCCCUGUGCAUCUUCAGUUGUUGGAUUUGAAAAUAUACUGUUAAUGAAAUGUAGAUUUUCUGCAGAAAGUGCCUGGAAUCUAAUGAACCACCUUUUCUGGUCUUGGUAUGUGGGUGAACUUGGAGAGAGGCCGAAAUAUAUCAAGAUUGUGAAAUUAAUAGUUAAACAAAUUUUUCUCUCUGUAACAAUAACUUGUUUUUUACAUAAUUCUUUUAAACUGAGCAACUGAGAACUAUGAAGCCACUGAAUUGAUUUUUCUUGUCCAUAGCACUCUUUAAGGAAUCUCUGCUAUUGAAUGAAUAAAUGAUUGAAGUAAUUGCAUCAUUUUGAGCAUAAGAAUCUCUAAUCUUUCCCAUGUAAACUUAACCAUUUAAAAACCCCAGGCUUUUCUUUAUAAUUGAGACUAUGGUUAGCUGUGGAUUACUAUUUUUGUUUCAUACACAAACUCAUCAGUCACCUUGUUUAAUUCAUGAUAGUGACUUAUCACAUUAAGUACAUUUAUUCUGUCAUUCCACAUGAAUCAGCCAUUAAAAUUUUAUCUGAAGGCACUUUUUUUCCCAUACAGGACACUAUAUUUUUGCUUUUUUUUUCUCGUAUUAAUGUUUGCAGUUUUCUGUUUCCAGAACUAUAAAUAUUAAUCAGAACAUACUGGAUCUAUAUUUUGAUACCGUAAGGUUAACGUGUCCUGUAACUCACUAAAUAACAGUGAAAUUUGACAUGUUAAGUAGGAGGAAGAGCAGUGUGAAAACUGAUGGUCAUUAAACGGGUAUACCGGUAUUUAAAAUAUGGGACCAAGGGAAAAGUGCUUUUUUCCUAUAAUGGGAUUUUCUGCCAUAGGAACAGAUACUCUAAAAGAAAUGUUAAAUCUGUAAGCUUUUAUAAGACAUCAAUAGAAACAUCGGGUGCCUUUGUUUGUAAACCAAAAAUAAACAAAUCCCUUAAA